Pogona vitticeps (central bearded dragon) is the source of this 1963-nucleotide messenger RNA. Lineage: Eukaryota; Metazoa; Chordata; Lepidosauria; Squamata; Agamidae. The record is from RefSeq and is a predicted model, not a curated record.
AUGAUCAAAUUGCUGAAGGGAACACUCAAGUCUUUGCAUUUUUAACGCCCCCCCCAGAUAUUGGGAAGAGCCAACUGCUUAGCCGCCAGCGGUGGAUACAUAUUUGCUGGGCUUUCGACCGGCCUUUGCGUCUUCAGCAUAGCUACGGGCGAGAAGCUUUGCGCGUGGGAGGCAGCCAAGCUUGAGAUUUGCACCAUCCAGGUUUUUGAACUUGGUGGCGGUUCUCAUCUCCUUGGGACGGUGGAUGAACUGGGUGUGGCCCACCUGUUUUAUUUUCUCAAGGAGAACCUUUUGCAUGUCAAAACCAUAAACGAAGUGGUGAGCAACUCAGAAGUUUGGUUGGAGAUCUACCGACUAAGGAUGAAGGACUGGCUGAAGGAGGCCGAACAAGCCCAGGCGGCACCGGCGGCAUCUCCAACUCCAGGAAGCCUCAAGCAGGAGAGAAACCAGCAAAAGAAUUUGGAUGUCCAAGGACCAAGCCCGGAAGAGUUGGAUUUGCAACAGUUCCUAAGCAGAGUUGAAUCAAAACUGGUGCCACCUCUUCUGCUGUUGAAAGUCAGGCCCCCCAAACCACUUGCAGGAAGCGUCUUUAAGAAUCCUUUUGAAGCCUUGAUGAAGAGUGAUGAUGGCAGCAUCCUGGGCUUGGGGUACAAUCCCAUGAUCAAGGACUGCCACUGGGAACACCAGGAGGCGAUUUUUAAGAGCACUUUCCGGCAGUAUCUGGAAGCAGAGAGCGAUGAGGAGAGCAAAGAAGAAAAAUCCAGCCACGCCAUGUUUCAUUUCCACCUACCUGGACGCACCUUGCCUGCCGGGGCCGAAGCCAAAACCGAGCCAGAGGUCCCCGUUGCAUCAGCCUUCAGCGUUCACUGGAGCAAGAGCCACCACCUCUGUUUUUAUCUUCUCAGUCGUCCACCAAGGGAGAAAUUAGAUUCUGAUCCGAAACCAGACAUUGUUUGGCCGUGUGCUGCCCCGAUUGCAUGCUCAGCUAUCACGCCUUGCUCUUCAUACCUGGCUUUCGCUUGUGAAGAUGGGACCAUUACCGUUUGGGAUGUGUUUCUGGGGUGUCCCUUAUCUGUGACGGUGCUUCCAGAUGGCUCUGUUAUACGAAGCAUCCAGUUCAUGCCGUGUUCCUCGCCAUUUCAAAAGAAAUCACUUUGUCCCCGUAAUGACCCAGUGCAGCUUCUGGUGUUGAUCCUGGAUGGGACCCUCCACCUGAUCACACCGGAGGCUAAAGGAUUUGAUACCAAACUCUUGGGAGGCAGGCCCGAAGUGCCUAGCGAGAUGAUCAGCGCAGUGGCUCCUAUCCCCACCUUGCCUGAUGCAGUCCUGAUUUUCUUCUGGGACGGUACCGUCAACCUCAUGGAUGCUGCCACGGAAGAGAACGUUUGCCAGUUCAUCAUGCCCCCCUCAUACAAAGUCGGGUCUCCUUGGCAGCCUGUCUUUUCUGUGGAUGCCAGUGGGCAGUGCCUGGUCCUCCGAGGGGAAGACCGGUCCGGGGGUGCAAAGGCAGAAACGGAGCCCCUCGUGCUUUUUGAUUUGAUGUCCUGUCCACCUCUAGAGUCAUUAGCAUCCAAAGCUGAGCAUUCGCAGGAUCCCUCGGCAGAUCUCCCCUGGGACAGGCGCUGUGAUGUUUUCCUAAGUGACAACUUGGAGCAGCUCGCCACAAUCAGCAGCCAGAUGCCCGAGUGCUGGAGUCAGCUGCGGGACCACGCCGCCGCCUUGAUGAUGGGGAAGGCCGAGGAAGAGGAGGAGCCUCCGGGGUCCAGGUGAGCUGGCCGCAGCUUGCUCGAAGGCAGACUGUCCCUCGACCGAGCCUGCCGUUGGCUGUUCUCCGAAAGACCUCCUGGCACGAAAACUCCAGUGAGGCUGGGGAGGGGGGGCACUUUCUUGCCGUGGGUCUUUCCAGAAGCUGUGUGGCCUGCCAAAAAUUUCUUUAUUAAAUAAUAAUAAUUUUAAAAAGGAA